AUGGAGCGCGGAAGGAACGCCACGACGUCUGAUGAGCUCGCGCUGCAGACCUUGGCCGGUGUUUCCCAGUCUGGUGGGAGUGAUGGUAACGCGUACCUGUACAUCCUCAUUGUUAUGUCCUUCUAUGGCGUCUUUCUCGCAGGCAUCAUGUUCGGCUACAUGCGCUCCAAGAGGCGUGAAAAGAGGCGGUCGAACAUCUUCACGCGGCUCUUACACGAGGAAGAGCGCCGCGAGUGGGGCGUAGGGCAGAAGAAACACAGCUUCACCGUUCCCUCUCUUUCGGCGCUCUGCUCCACGCCGGUUCCAGCGCCCGUCGGCGUUACCGGCCGGCCUACCGGCCCGUUCUGCGAGGGCAGGGUCCUGGCGCCUCUAGCGUGCGCGCUAUGCUCGGUGGAGCAGAGUAGCGUUAGUUCGCUGUGUUCGUCGGCUGACGUACGUUUCGCCAUCGAAGAGGAGUCGGACAGCGGCACGGCUGAAGGGCUCGAGGAGUCCUUGAAACAGAGCCCCGAGCACAGCGACGGAUCAGCGGAGAACCUAAAAGACUACAUGAAAAAUUAA
Molecule: messenger RNA, 558 nt
Organism: Chanos chanos (milkfish)
Lineage: Eukaryota; Metazoa; Chordata; Actinopteri; Gonorynchiformes; Chanidae
Gene: kcne4
Product: potassium voltage-gated channel, Isk-related family, member 4
Exons: 1
Coding region: 1-558 (185 amino acids)
Biological process (GO): ventricular cardiac muscle cell action potential; membrane repolarization during action potential; regulation of ventricular cardiac muscle cell membrane repolarization
Cellular component (GO): voltage-gated potassium channel complex; membrane
Molecular function (GO): potassium channel regulator activity; voltage-gated potassium channel activity involved in ventricular cardiac muscle cell action potential repolarization; transmembrane transporter binding
Source: RefSeq, a predicted model, not a curated record